Molecule: messenger RNA, 1682 nt
Organism: Calypte anna (Anna's hummingbird)
Lineage: Eukaryota; Metazoa; Chordata; Aves; Apodiformes; Trochilidae
Gene: USE1
Product: unconventional SNARE in the ER 1
Exons: 8
Coding region: 66-854 (262 amino acids)
Biological process (GO): retrograde vesicle-mediated transport, Golgi to endoplasmic reticulum
Cellular component (GO): endoplasmic reticulum; SNARE complex
Molecular function (GO): SNAP receptor activity
Source: RefSeq, a predicted model, not a curated record
UAAGAUGGCGGCCGCCGCUCGGAAGUGUCCCUGAGGCAACAUCCGGCGGGACCGGGGCGUUCGCAAUGGCCGCGACGCGACUGGAGCUGAACCUGAUGCGGUUGUUGAGCCGCUGCGAAGCGCUGGCAGCUGAGCGGCGGGACCCUGAGGAGUGGCGGCUGGAGAAGUAUGUGGCCGCUCUUGAGGACAUGCUCUGCGAGCUGAAGAAGCAGUCCAGCAAGCCUGCCCCAGAGCUGCUGAAUGAAUACUCUCGCAAAGUGGAGUUCCUAAAGGGGCUUUUAGAAGCUGAAAAAUUGUCUUCAUCAACAGAAAAGGCUCUGGCAAAUCAGUUCUUGGCCCCUGGACGUACCCCUACAACAACCAAAGAGAGAACCCCAGCUACUAAAACAGUUCACCUGCAGACAAAGGCUCGCUGCACGGGCAAGAUGAGGAGUGAGCUGCUUGGUACAGACCCUUUGGAUCCUUUGGCUAUCAGUGAUGCUGAGGAGCUAAAUAUAAGGAAACGGAAAGGCCUUUCAUCUGAUGGGAAGCAGUCAGCAGUUGAGCUGGAUGCUGUGUUACAGCACCAUCAGGAGAUGCAGGAGAAGUUAGCUGAAGAAAUGCUAAGUUUGGCUCGCAGUCUGAAAAACAACACUCUGGCUGCACAGAACGUGAUAAAACAAGAUAACCAGACACUGUCACAUUCCCUGAGGAUGGCAGACCAGAACUUUGAGAAGCUCAGGGAUGAAUCUGACCGCCUUGAACAGCAUGCAAAGAAAUCAGUCAACUGGCUGUUAUGGAUAAUGUUAAUUGUAGUUUGUUUUAUAUUCAUCAGCAUGAUUCUCUUUAUCAGAAUUUUCCCCAAACUAAAAUGAUUUUUAGCAGGUGUGGUGACUGUCAGCAAUCAAUUUCUUUGCCACCUAUCAUGCCCUUAAAGAGGCUGCCUGCAGCCUCCCCUUGCAUCUCAUUCUUGUGGGAUCACUGCAUUCAGUGCAGGGUUUCAUGGGGAAGGCUUUCUCCACUUGGAGAAAGUAUCCAUUUGGAUACUGGGUUACUUUUUUCACUUAGUGAAUAUUGUUUAUAGAGGGGAGAACUGGGAUAAAGAUAUAUACCAUGGAGUUGCUAACAAGUUACUUAGUGGAUAGAUACAGUUCUGCUAUUAAUGACUCCUAAAAGGUGUUAAUUCAAUAUAAAUACAACUGUUGAAGUCUUACAAUUUUUCCUGUCUUUACAGCUUUACUGUACUGAAGUAGGACCUUGCUGCCAACAGGAUAUUUAAUUACAAAGAUCUGUGCAUAUGCAGCUGUAGGGUGUAGAAAGAGAAUGCUGCCAUUGAGGUGCUUGCCUGGCUCAGAUUCAGAAUAUCAACAGGUAAAACUAUUCUCGGGCUCACCUUGUUCCCUGAUGGGUAUUUGGGCCUUUGGACUUGGCAAUAUUCCACAGUUUGGACUUAUAAAAAGGCUGAAGUUGUUUGCUCUUGCAGUGUUUGCUUCCCUUUUUGUAUGCAUAAUUGUUCUCACUCAUUGUCUUUCUGUUGAUGCUGUUGUGUCAAGAAAACACUGUGACCCUGGCAUGGCAGAACUGUACACACAGAGCUCUCUGUAUGGUAGAGACCUCACCUGAAUAAACAUUUUUUUUCACUGUUAUAUGAGGGCAAAGCAAAGUGGUGUCUGUCUUCAAGGCAGAAAUAAUAAUAAUUUUAA